UUAAGCGAUAUAACUAUAUAAAAUAAAUGUGAAUGAUUGUUACAGGAGACAGCUUCAGCAAUUGAGUCCAUCAUUACGGAGUUCAAGGGACCUGCAGGCCUUGACAUUGAUGGAAUCCACCUGUACAAAUCAGCACAGGCAGUGGAUUCUCACUGGGCAACUGCAAGCAAGCAUCUUAGUUGUAUGCAGGACCCCCCUGGCAUACAGCUGUAUGUUUCAGUGAAGGUGGUGGUGCUGAAUGGUGUCCGCCUGAACAAGUACAGGUGUCGGCGAAGCAGUAAUUCCUUGGAGGGCUUGCACUCACACCUGUACAAUGCCAUUCCCUCACAGAGAUGUGGAGUUAUGCCAUUCCAAGUGUAUCUGAUUGCAUUUGCUGUGCAGUGGAACAGCCGUAUGGAAUCACUCCGGGUUGCUGGUGGCCAUGGCAGGCAGACGUGGUGUAUGGACCCGCGGCAGAUUCAGCGCCUGAAUCAGCAGGCUGAUGUGCUCUUCGGUAAAGAGCAUGUCCUCGAGCCCAACUUUGCCACUCCAAUGCCCUACCCUGCUGUAUACAAGGACCCAGACGAGGAGGAGCUCCUUGGAGUAGAGUAUGCCAUGUGCCAGUCAACCAGCUUCACUGCAAGGGAUUACUAUGCCCAGCAAGUUGAGGAAGAGCAGUCCCGUGAAGAAGAGGAGACGGCUGAACAAAGCGAGGACAAGCUGGCAGAUGAGGGUGUAGACAUGGGUGCAGAGUCAGAGGAGGAUCCUAUGGACACUGUCAGUGACAAACAUGUCAUCCUCACUCAAUCAGAACAGGUAGAGGAGGAGGACAGUCCUGCUCUGCAGGAUGUGCUGAUGACCCAGAGCCAUCUGCAUCUUCCUGGGCUGGAGGAAGUGGAAGCCUUGGCCCUGCUCAUUUUAGAACUGGCAGACAACAGUGACCGUCACCUAGUGCCAGCUGACCUAAGGCUGAAGAUUGGCAAUGCAGUUGGUGCUCUGCAUGAGCAUGACAGGUCUGCAGCCAACUUUGUAAAAAGGUAUGAGUCAAGGUGGGGUUACACCCUGUUUGGCAGAUGCUUGGGAGCUGACACACCUGAGACCAGAGCAGCACAGAAGACAAAGUUUUCCUGGAUGAGGUACCCUCAGGCAGCCCAGGUGACUGAGGAUAGUCGUCUGUUGUACCUCAUUAUUAAGAUGCUGAAAAACCGGCCACCAGCCAGUCAUCUCACCUCCCCCACUAAAAUCACCAAUGCAAUCAAGGGCCAGUAUAAAAGGAUUGUAGACCGAGUCAGAGACGAUCCCAUCCUCAAAGGUCUCUCCAUUCCUCUGCCCAAUCUGAAUGCCAAGUCCAUCUCUACAUUCAUGGCACGGGAAGAGAAGAAGGCUAACUACAGGGCAACAGUAAUGCCAAAGGUGAAACCCCACCAAAGAGUGCUGUCAGAAGAACCAAUGCCAGCAGCUCCUACUCUGCCAGAAUCCCUUCCAGCUCCAGAUCGACCUCAGGUUCAGUACCAGAGCCUACGUCAUGCAGCUGGGAAAAGGCAUGGUCAGAAGCGGAAGGUUGAUGUAGAAAUGCUUGGGAACCGGCCCAUUCAACCUAAACCCCCUGUGGCCACGUACAUCCCACCCAGAGCGUCAGCAGCACCUGUCCUGGUAGUGGUUCCUGCACAGCCACAGGGACCAUCCAUGAUGCUCUGUGGGGCAUCCAGCAGUCAAGGGUUCAUAUCUUUCGCACCGCCUCCUGUGCUGACAUCCAGACCAAUCAAGCCUCAUAAAUCCAUGAAGCCUUGUGGGGCCUGCCAAGUACCCCAGUGUGGUGGGCAGCGCAAGAGGUACACGCCCUCCAAAGACAAGGCUGCUGAAAGUAGCCAAAAAAUAUUUACCUAUUGCCCAGCAACUAGGAAGUCCACCACUUCAGGUUUUGAAGGUGUUGUGUUCAACAGUUUUGAACACUUCAAAAGUGUAGUAGAUGAGGAACUAAAAAAGAAAAAAAAUAACAACUAG
Messenger RNA from Carassius carassius (crucian carp), 1983 nucleotides. RefSeq lists its product as uncharacterized. The coding region runs from base 184 to 1983 and encodes 599 amino acids. The transcript has 5 exons. The record is from RefSeq and is a predicted model, not a curated record. Lineage: Eukaryota; Metazoa; Chordata; Actinopteri; Cypriniformes; Cyprinidae.